Molecule: messenger RNA, 3361 nt
Organism: Porites evermanni
Lineage: Eukaryota; Metazoa; Cnidaria; Anthozoa; Scleractinia; Poritidae
Source: the annotation of a GenBank genome assembly
GCUAGAUAUGACUUUGUGAGGCAGCUUCGAAGCCGUAUUGACAAUACACUUACACCAUUGAUCGACAAGAAGUUAGAGCGACUUGAUGGAAGAGAGGGGGACAGGAACAACACCCUUCCAGUGAUAACUGAGGAGAUUAUAGCUUCACCAGAGUGAGUAACAGUUAAUACACUGAAGGAAUACAUUGUAAUCUUUAUAUACUGGGGAGCAGCUGUGUAAUAAAGCAUUUCUAUUAUUUUAUCUUGUCUCAUUGCAGAUUUAGGGGUGGGCCAAGGGGGCUGCAGCCACCCCUUUUCCUUUGAAAUUUAAUUGUAUUAUUUUUAUUGAAUUCCGUCUCAGAAAAAUAAAAAGUAUCUAGAAUAGAGCUGUUAAAUUUAAUGUCCUGCCACCCAUUUCUGAAUUUUCUGGGUUUGCCACUAAGUCUUUCCAUGACCCUGAUAGAACCAGGGAAGGUUAAUUGAAUACUAGGACAUAUUGGAUACAAGUUUACAGGGAUAUGUGUGUAUUACUGUAAGAAAAUACUAUUAUUAAUAUUAUUAUUAUUAUUAUUAUUAUUAUUAUUAUUAUUAUUAUUAUUAUUAUUAUUAUUAUUAUUAUUAUAAUCUGAUAUAAUGCUGUGUUUUUACUUUCUUGGUACAUAUAGGAUGGCAUAAAAUAUCUAGGCUGUGUUAUAGCAUUACAUUGUUUAUUUUGCUCCUGGGCAAUUUGAAAAUCUUAGUUUUCCAUGAAAACCAUAUCCCGGGUACCCUGGAUUUCUUAGGUUCAGAGAAAUGGGCUCCCUUCAAUUAUUCUUAGUGCACAUCCUUGCAUAUUAAGUAUGAUCUUUUUUGCACUUAAAACUUCUACCUGCUGCUACAGUGUAUACCUUGAGAUGUUGUCUGAACAUUUUAAUGGACUUUUCUUCCAAGUCUAAACAAACUAGAACUGAUCUUAUCCUGUUUCUACGACAAAGAUGCAUGUAUGUCGAUCACAGUUAACAGCCAGCCUACAUUGUUAAGACAGUAUUCUCAUUUUGUCUUUUUUAUGCUUGCUACACUGGUCACUGUUGACCAUCCUCUUACCCUUGCAGGUUUAUUAAUCUCCAGCAGUCAAUAUUAGCAGAUACAAAGGAUGCUGUGAAUGCACUGGUAUAAUUCCUUACAAAUACUCAAUAAUUAAAAAUGUUACCAGUAGUCUAAAGUGAUCUUCCUAAUCUUCAUAGCCAAGGUCAUACAGGUGUACGGUUUUCAAUCACUUAAUUUCUGCAGAAUUUAAGACCUGGAAAAAAUAGAAAGUUCUUAUGAAAAUUAGCAAUGCAAAAUUUAAUAACUGAUAGUUUAUCCUCUGUGCAUUUUGUAUAUGUACACUCUGAGCUAUCAUACAUUGUAUGUUCAAUUAAGAAGAAGCAUACUUCUUGAGUUGUUUGAAACAUGGCUAUCAAUAGUACUGCAUGUAACCCAGUUCUUGAAAAAUUCUUAAUAGUUUUUUUGAAUGUGAUAUUUUCUGACAAAUCGUCUUGUCCAUUUCUCAGCCAUUUUUGGUAAAAUUAAGUUUUGUAAUAACUAGUAAUACUAAAAAGAAGCAUGUAAUCACCUGUUAUAACUUAAUGUAACUUAUAUUUUGAUUUUCAGAUCCAAACUUUUUCUCAGAAUCCUCGCCUUCGUUUAUCUGACUAUGAGCUCACAGAAAACAGGGGCCGAAUGGCACCAUUCAGAUUAUCGCUGGAUUCAAGUGAUGAAGAUUCAUCCAUGUCAUCUUCAUUUGGACAGGUAUAACUGCAGCAAAGUAUUGAUACGUUGGUUACUUAUAAAUCAUUCUCUUUGAAGAUGCAGGUGCCUUUCACAAGGUCUAAGAGGUCAUAUAGUCCCCUUUUUCAGCCCAGCCUGUCCAGUGUUAAUGGUAUACAACAGUGGGAAGGAUAAGCAGUGUACCAGAUGACAUAAAGCCAAAACGCAUGUGGUUUCUCUAAUAUUAUAGACAGUAGUGUCAAUAAGGUGGCAAUAUUCCAUUAGUCUGAAAUUUUAGCCAUCUCUUUACAUUCCUCCCCCCCCCCCCACCACCCCCCUCCUCAACAGGCUGCUGCAGGUGGGGUAGGGUGAAGGGAUGACUGACAAUUCAGACUAAUAUUAUACUGGAAAAAGCAAAAUUGCUGGCUACUCACUCAUUAAUUUUUUAAUGGGCCAUUUUUUGAACCUGGAAAAUGGUUUAUCCCGAUUGUACAUCAGCUUAAAUUAUGGUAAUAUUGUUGUUAUUUGUAUUAUUUGCUAUAUUUUACUUUUUGUCCUUAAUUUUUCUUGAACUCUUGAAUUUUUUUCCCUUCUCUGGGGUCAACUGCAUUGGGACCUUGCGUUUGUUUGUUUGCCUCUGUAAUUUGCUUAUUAUUUUUUGUACACUUAAUGAAAGUCUCUAAUUUUAAUUGAUAAGAAAAUAUGAAAUAAUUAAGUGAAUGCAAACCAGCCUAUAUCAAUUAAUAAACAAAGGGACUAGACUUAAGUUGUGGAAGAAUUACUCCACUCUUUUCAUUUCCUACCAAAUAAAGAUCUAAGCAUGCAAGUACAUUACGUAUGUUUCAUUGUCCUACAUGUACUUUGUACCAUGGUAUAUUUUUCCUCUUUGGUUUUUUAGACUGGGUUUAUGUUUAACAUGACACCUGAGAAGUUUAGUGAGAUUGCAGAGAAUCUUGAUCCUGAUAAACCACUGCAAGUGAGUCAAGCCUUAUGAUAAGUAAUAACUUUUUCUAUUUUGAAAAGUAACUUAUUUAAUUUUUGAAUAAGUUACUUUUCAAAAUUGAAAGAGUUCCAAAAAGUGUUUGUCUACUAAAACAAAAGUGACGUUCCAAAAUUCAGGAAUUUUGAAACACUUUAAAAAAUGACCAAAAACCCUUAGGAAUGUGUACAAAACAGUACCCAAUUUUUGUGUAUGUCAAAUAUGCAAAAGCUUAAAGGUCUGGAGCAAGGCUGAAAAUGAAGUGUAAGACUAGGGAGAGAUGACAGGCAUAUGAGGUUUGCCUGUUUAGUGUGAGCGAGACUCUGACAAUGUGCUGGCACUUUGCACCUACAUAGUAAACAAUUUUGAUUGUGAUUUUGAGGGGAAAAACCUACUGUUUUACAGUCUUUAAGGACGUUCUUGCAAAGAGAGCUUCAUUAUUUACUACAGGUGUAUUUGUAUUCUUGUAAUUAUUUUUAAAAUUAAUUGAAAUUAAAAACACAGGUUAUUCUCAAUCAAUGUAUACUGUGUCUUAUUCACUGAUUGACAGGUGCGGAUUAAUGCAUUGAAUACACUCUACCAGUUUCCGCUUUCUGAUGAACUCACAAGUAAAAAUUCAGAAGGAAUAAGAAAAGGACUCUUGGCUGCACUGGCAGAUGGAGAUGAGCAUCUUGCA